This is a messenger RNA of Solea solea (common sole), 3071 nucleotides long. It is a transcript of the gene tfcp2, whose product is annotated as transcription factor CP2. The record is from RefSeq and is a predicted model, not a curated record. NCBI's taxonomy places the organism in Eukaryota, Metazoa, Chordata, Actinopteri, Pleuronectiformes, Soleidae. Bases 392 to 1882 code for a protein of 496 amino acids. Gene Ontology annotation, biological process: regulation of transcription by RNA polymerase II. Gene Ontology annotation, cellular component: nucleus. The transcript has 16 exons. Gene Ontology annotation, molecular function: RNA polymerase II cis-regulatory region sequence-specific DNA binding; DNA-binding transcription activator activity, RNA polymerase II-specific.
GAAAUUACUGUUACCCGUUUUACUGAAGGUGCUAGAUAAACAAACAAAAGCGGAACGCAAUAUCACAUGUGUUCGUGAACCUGGUUUCACUUAGAUGCUUUUCUGUGUGUGAAUAACAACGAUAAUGUGUCCCGUGAGCCCCCCGUUAUCAUAGGGUAAGAGGAGUUAGCAUCCCUCUGGCGAAGUGCGUUGGCACUGGCUCCGUCGUUAGAGCUAAGUGGUUAGCGCGACAUGUUUAUUUUAGUGCUGGGAAGAAGCAGCGCGACAUGAUGGCACGAAACUGUCGCCGAGUCAGCAAGUAGCUGCGCCUUUUCACUUGAAGGUCGUGGUGACACGGGUGUAAAACUUGACUCAGAUCUGCACUCCACAACAUCUCCACGCAGCCAUCACCAUGGCGUGGGCUCUCAAGUUGCCUCUCACGGAUGAAGUGAUAGAGUCCGGACUGGCUCAGGACUUCGAUGCCAGUCUGUCCGGCAUCGGCCAGGAGCUCGGUGCCGGGGCAUACAGCAUGAGUGAUGUACUUGCCCUCCCCAUCUUCAAGCAGGAGGAGUCCAACCUUCCUCCAGACACUGAAGACAAGAUCCUUCCCUUCCAGUAUGUUCUGUGUGCAGCUACCUCGCCAGCCGUUAAACUGCAUGACGAAACACUCACCUACCUCAACCAAGGACAGUCCUAUGAAAUUAGAAUGCUCGACAAUCGGAAAAUUGGGGAGCUUCCAGAAAUCACUGGUAAAAUGGUGAAGAGCAUUAUUCGUGUGGUGUUUCAUGACCGAAGACUUCAGUAUACGGAGCAUCAGCAGCUGGAAGGCUGGCGCUGGAACAGGCCUGGUGAUCGCAUCCUUGACCUUGAUAUUCCCAUGUCAAUUGGGAUAAUCGACCCCCGGGCUAACCCUACUCAGCUUAACACUGUGGAGUUCCUUUGGGAUCCAUCAAAAAGAACCUCAGUUUUUAUCCAGGUUCACUGCAUCAGCACAGAAUUCACAAUGCGCAAGCACGGCGGAGAAAAGGGAGUUCCAUUCCGCAUCCAGAUCGACACUUUCAAGGAAAACGAGAGUGGAGAGUACACGGAGCAUCUCCACUCUGCCUCCUGUCAGGUCAAAGUUUUUAAGCCUAAAGGUGCAGACAGAAAACAGAAGACAGACAGGGAGAAGAUGGAGAAGAGGGCGCCACAGGAAAAGGAGAAGUACCAGCCAUCUUAUGAAACAACCAUCUUGACAGAGUGUUCUCCCUGGCCUGAGGUCACAUAUGUGAGCAACUCCCCGUCUCCUGGCUUCAACAGCACACACAACAACUUCCCAGUUGCAGAGGGAAACGGAUCACCAACCCACCAGCCGGAGCCUGUUGUUCCGGUUGCAGAUAAUUUGUUACCCACAGCAACACCACAGGACGCACAACAGUGGCUUCACAGAAACCGAUUCUCACCCUUCUCUCGGCUCUUCACCAACUUCUCAGGGGCAGAUUUGUUGAAGCUGACCAGAGAAGAUGUCAUUCAGAUCUGUGGUCCAGCUGAUGGCAUAAGACUCUUCAAUGCACUGAAGGGACGCGUGGUACGUCCAAGGCUGACCAUCUACGUUUGCCAGGAGUCUCAGCAGUCACGGGAACAGCAACAGAAGCAUGAAAACGGAGAUGCUGCCACCAACACUUUCUUUAUAUAUCAUGCCAUCUACCUGGAGGAGCUUACAGCUGCUGAGCUCACAGAGAAGAUCGCUCAGCUCUUCAACAUCUCAUCCAGACAGAUCAACCAGAUCUUUAAACAGGGUCCCACUGGCAUCCAUGUGAUUGUCAGUGAUGAGAUGAUUCAGAACUUCCAGGAUGAAGUAUGUUUUGUUCUGGACACAAUGAAAGACGACACAAAUGAUGGCUACCACAUCAUCUUGAAAUGAAUACUGGGAAGGAGAUUUGCGUAGCUUUUCUUUAGACCUGAUCCAGUCAGCCCCUGUAGAAUUCUGUACUCCUCACUGUUCUUGGAAUAUGUGGUGAUGCAACCCCCCCCCAAAAAAGUCUUGAGGCUGCUAGGAGGAACAUGUGACUGGAGCAUCUCUCCUCACUCUACCUUAUUGUCUUACUUUUGAGGGAGCGACUCUUUAAUCUGCAGUGAAGUAACCUUCUCCUUCACGCCCUGCCAUUUUCUCCCUUAAAUGGUUGCGUUUCCUUUUGUCGCUUAUGUCUCAUGCAAAGGGUUAGUGGCGCGACAGCUGCUAUCGCUGUCUAUGUGUCUGUCGAGCAUCUGGUGUGCCAAAGCUCCGUGUUUCAGAAUUUGUCAUCUCUCUUUUUUUUUUUUUAAAAAGUACACCAACCAAAAAAGAAAAGCCAAGAAAAAGAGAAACGGUUACAAUGACAGAACCGGCAGCAGUCAGUGGCUGUCUGUCGUCAUUCUAGACUGUCGUAUGGGAUCGACAUAAUGCCAGUACGCAGGAAACGUGUAGCUGACACGCUCGUAUCAAAGAGGCAUCUAAAUCAGCAGUCGGGACAAAGAAGGAAACUGCUGGAAUACAGCUAUGCUUCUUCAAUUCCUCUGAGACCUAACCUACGUGUGUCCUUUUGAAAAAAAAAACAAACAAACGUGGUAUUCCAGAUUCCCUGUCACUUUUAGGUCCUUUCGUAGUUAGCGGAGCAUACAUACUGGCACCUGUGAUUGUUACUUUGAAUCAUGAUUCACGAUGAAACACUGUCUACGUUAAUAAUCACACCAGCAAACUGUCACUGGUCCAUGUGCUUCAUAUCCCUAUCCACUUAUUUAGUCUAUUUUUCGUCAUUUUUAAGUAGAUCAUGGUUUUAAGACGCAUGAUGAAUCACACAUUAUGUCAGCAGAUUAUUUUAAUUCUCUGUUGUUGAUUUUUUAAACUUGCUUACAAUUCUUCAUUUUUUUUAUUUUUUAUUUUUUGGGGAAAUUUUUUUGCCACGUCCAAAUACCAAUAUGUGUAUGUACUGGUUGUUGUGCACACCAGAGCUGCAUGUGAGUCGAUAAAGUUAGUUUAUGUUCAUUUGAUUGUACUGCUUACAUUAAACUGAUAGCUUGGUCUUCUAGAUGUCUAUCGUAGCCCCAUCUCAUAAACAUUAUUAAAACACUUA